Molecule: messenger RNA, 891 nt
Organism: Lichtheimia ornata
Lineage: Eukaryota; Fungi; Mucoromycota; Mucoromycetes; Mucorales; Lichtheimiaceae
Exons: 1
Coding region: 1-891 (296 amino acids)
Biological process (GO): SCF-dependent proteasomal ubiquitin-dependent protein catabolic process
Cellular component (GO): SCF ubiquitin ligase complex
Source: RefSeq, a predicted model, not a curated record
AUGGACAACGAUGAUGAUAGCAUGGUCGACAAUGAAAGGAUUAUUGGGAAUGAAUUGGCUUAUCAAGCGGAUCAAUCCGGAUUGCAGGCGUUGAAAAUUAAUCCUAUCCAGAGCAACUUUUAUGCCGAUGGUCUUGUUUCGGUGAUCAGUACACAUCGCCAUACGCUGCGACAUGUUCAGUUUACAGGAAUGAUUAGGGGUGAGGCACCUGCCAUAUCGCAGGAUGUACCAUUGGACCACGUGACGACACUUGAAUUGCACCAUAACGAGCCUGAUUCUGGCAUGGAUGAUUUUGCAUGGUUCAUCAACAUUGCACCCAACGUACAAAAAUUGUCACUUUCAUACCUUCACGAAGAUGACUCAGACGUAUGCCGAGCAAUGAAGAAUCUUGAACACCUGAAAGAGUUGACCUAUGGGCCAUGUUCCGCCGCCUUUGUUGACUUUUUGGAUCAUCAUGCGACCUUGGGGGAAGAAUCAUCAUUGAGGAAAUUGAGCAUUACUGGUAACUCAGCUGAUGUUGUAGCCAGCUUGCUCCCUACAUUAUAUCGGCUAUCACAGCUACAAGAUCUCAACAUUUGCUUCGUUGAAAAGGUUACAAUGGAUGAUUUAUCGAUUGAAAAGCUCGCUCAAGGAUGCCCAAAUUUGGAACGUUUGUCAUUGUCUUGUGAUGCUGGAAUUCCCUCCCCAUUGAUUUACAAGAUACGAUUAUUCCCCAACCUUACCACCCUUUCUAUCAAUCGUUGUCACGCUUCAAAUGAGUCCUUGUUUAGCCUUUUGACAUGCAAACGACUAAAGACGCUAAAAGUAACCGAUGCAGAAUUACCAAAUGAUGUCAAGGAGAUGUUAGAUAGCCUGCUUGUUACUGUACUACAUAGUAACUGGUAUGCUUAA